Messenger RNA from Neogale vison (American mink), 3397 nucleotides. RefSeq names its product ribonuclease P protein subunit p29. The transcript has 7 exons. The record is from RefSeq and is a predicted model, not a curated record. Gene Ontology annotation, molecular function: ribonuclease P RNA binding. Gene Ontology annotation, cellular component: ribonuclease P complex; ribonuclease MRP complex. Gene Ontology annotation, biological process: tRNA 5'-leader removal; rRNA processing. The coding region runs from base 219 to 881 and encodes 220 amino acids. Lineage: Eukaryota; Metazoa; Chordata; Mammalia; Carnivora; Mustelidae.
CCACCUGCGAGCCCGCGCGCAUGCGACUCCAGGUGAGAGUUGCAGCGUCUCAGUCUGGCAACUUAGCGCGGCGCGCGAGCUCGCACACAAUACCUCCCUCCAGCCCAAACUUUAACGAGAGUUUUGAUGGCCAAGGGCUGCUGAGAAAAGUGAAGAGAGAUAAAGAUUGAGGGUCGCCCGCAGGAAACGUCAUCGGAACGCACCGGAAGCAGCUGGAGAUGAAGAGUGUGAUCUACCAUGCCUUUUCUCAGAAAGAGGCCAAAGAGCUCGACGUUCAGCUUCCAGGAGCCCAGCAGGCCGAGGCCUUCGUGAGGGCCUUCCUGAAGCGCAGCACGCCCCACAUGAGCCAGCAAGCCCGCGAGGACCAGCUGCAACGCAAGGCUGUGGUCCUGGAGUACGCCACUCGCCGGAAGCGCAAGGAGAAGAGGAAGAAAUCCAAGGGCCUCUCUGCCAGGCAGAGGAGGGAGCUGCACCUCUUUGACAUUAAGCCAGAGCAGCAGAGAUACAGUCUUUUUCUCCCUCUACAUGAACUCUGGAAGCAGUAUAUCCGGGACCUGUGUGGUGGUCUCAAGCCAGACACGCAGCCGCACAUGAUUCAGACCAAGCUGUUGAAGGCAGAUCUUCACGGGGCUCUCGUUUCAGUCACAAAGUCCAAAUGCCCGUCCUAUGUGGGUGUUACAGGAAUUCUCCUACAAGAAACAAAGCACGUUUUCAAAAUCCUCACCAAAGAAGACCGCCUGAAAGUUAUCCCCAAGCUAAACUGUGUGUUCGCAGUGGAAAUCGAUGGCUUCAUCUCCUACAUUUAUGGAAGCAAAUUCCAGCUUCGGUCAAGUGAGCGAUCUGCCAAGAAAUUCAAAGCAAAGGGAACAGCUGACCUGUAGCUCUUUGCUGCGGAGACGGCUGUUUGGGACCCCAAAGACCGGGGACACCUGUGUGCCCGCCUUUCAGCAGAGACACGGCUGGGCUGGUUCAGGUUCUAGAUCACCCCCAGCCUGUUAACACCGGAGUUAAGAAUAGUUCAUCAUCCGGGAAGAAAUGCACCUAACUGAGCAAAGUCAGGAAACGGAGGAGUGUCUGUUUCUAGGUGAUGACGGGUGUGCAUUGCUCCCACUGAGGAAGUCGCUGCCUUCCCCGUGAAGUGGCUCGUUCUUCCGCCCAUCCGAAAGUGCCACGCCAGGCACAGCCUGAUGCUACGGUUCCCUCUUCCACCUGCUCCUGCCCACCCCCCUGUAGGGAAAUGGUGGCCAACGUGUAAAUACACAACUGCUUCCAGAAUCAUUGGUGCCACUUGACUUAUGAAAUGUUUUUCAUGGCUUAGACUCCAGUUUCUCUGUAAAUGGCUGUUUAUUAGUAGCCUUCUCUCCCUGCUUACCCGAGGACACUUGACAAGAACACUCACCUGCCAUGAAGCUGCCACUGUGCCUGCCUGUUUCCAGGAUGCCCUGUUGUCCCCACAGCCCACCUGGGGUCACUGGGUCCUGUGCCCUAAGGACUGUGCCCCUGAGGGCCCAGGCCAGGCAGGACACUGGCUCUUGGUGAGUGUCCUAAUGAGGCCACACCUGCUGCUCCCCAGAACCAGGCUGAGGCCUCUGGCGGUGGACCAGGGCUGGCCACGUCCCCACAGCUGUGGCACAGGGCCGGUUGUGGAGGGUGCUUGGUAGCCUGCAGUCGGGGCUCCUACCUCCACUGCUCCAGUAGAGCUGUGGCCUUGGAGGUGUAGGCCUGUGGGAGACAGCUACGUCAGCCUCACUUGUUGGUCUCACGCACUGGAGGAACCAGAGAGGCCCACGGAGCAGCAGAGUGGUGACCACCUGGGGACGGGACUCAGGAGCCGCAAGGCCAGGACACAUCAGCCCAGGCACCCACUGUUCUCCAAAAAGUGAGUGGGCCCGUGGGCCCUUUACGUUCCCUGGAGCUGACUGUGUGUGGGGAACUGAGACUUCCUGCAGGGCUCACAGAGGACACGCCCCUCCAGGGGAGGAAAAGGACGAAGCACCUGGAGGGGGAAGCGAGGGCGGCACGGGUCAUGGCCCCUGCGUUAGCUGGGGCUGCCCUAACCAAACUGCAGACGGGCAGUGUAAACAGAGCAUCCUUCCCCACCGCUGCAGAGGCUGCAAGUCCGAGUUUAAGGUGCCCUCCUGGCUGGGGUCUGGUGAGAGCCUUCUCCUUGGCCCCUUCUUGCUGUGUCCUCGUGUGGCCUUCCUCACUGCACACCUGCAGGGAAGGAGAGCCACCUGGGGUCUCUUCCUCCUCUGAUUGGGACACCCGUCCUGUAGGUUAGGGUUCCACUGUAUGACUUCAUUUCACCGUAAUUGCCCCCUUAAAGGCUCUGUUUCUCAGUGCAGUCACACUGGGGAUGAGGGCUUUGACAGGAAUUUGUGGGCACAUGAUUCAGUCCAGAACCUCCGUGGAGCUGCCCCCCAGAACAGGAGCCCCUAGCAGAGCCCCUCAGAAAGGCUGCAGUACCCAGCCUGGCUCCCAUCCUCAGACACUGGCCUGGCCGGCCUGCAGCCCUGCCUAGGUUGCUGGCGCCACUAGCCGGUUCAGCUGGUCCAGCUGCUGGGCCCUGAGCUCCCCUCAACACUGGGUCCCAUGACUGGCUCAGACAGGAGCUUAGGUCCAGCGGCCUCUCCACUGCCGGCUUCCCUCUCGCUUCUGCAAACCACUGAGCUCCUCCGUCACCCUCCCUUCAAGCACAGGGACAGUGGUGGGGGAGGAAAUGCACACACGGGACAGGGUGGACAGGGAGGCUCCCUGGAGGAGGGGGCUCGAUCCAGGCUGCCGUGGGAUGUGAAGAGGGACACUGAGGCUCAGGACCGGGCUGGCACAGCAGUCAUGGAGGCCUGAGGACAACACCUGCACAUGAGACUCAGGGCCAGCAGGAAGGAAGGUGGGAGCGGGUGGCAGAGCUCUGGCUACCGAUCCCAAACCCAUAGUAGGUGCUUCAGGUCCUGCCUGGUUCCGUGGGAGGGGAGAGGUGCUGGAGAAGUUGUAAGCCCCUGGGACGGGGCAAGGUGCGGAAUCCUGCCGACCCCUUCGCCCAGUCCAGACAUGCUUGGGGGGAUCCUGGGACUUCCAGCACAUGCAUCAGUGUCACCAGGACACCCGUUCGAAGCAGCCAGCUCCGGGGCUGCUGUCAGACUCCAGGGGCCUAGACGACUUCAUGGGUCUCUCAGACCCCAGCUGGCUCCUCCGGUCACUGAAGUGUGAGGAUCGUGGAUCCCAGAUGGUGGCGCAAGUGUCUUCCAGCUCUGACACCUGGACUGUGAUUUGAGAUUUGGGACUCUCGGGAUGGGGUUUUCUGGAUGCUGGAAAAGAUUGUCAGUGACAGAUCUCUCAGGUUCUGAAGAGUAAACAUGAACAUUCCCCCAAAAAGCCAUAAAUUAUGGUAAAAAGC